Molecule: messenger RNA, 2875 nt
Organism: Octodon degus (degu)
Lineage: Eukaryota; Metazoa; Chordata; Mammalia; Rodentia; Octodontidae
Product: zinc finger protein 433-like
Exons: 4
Coding region: 114-2855 (913 amino acids)
Biological process (GO): regulation of transcription by RNA polymerase II
Molecular function (GO): DNA-binding transcription factor activity; RNA polymerase II cis-regulatory region sequence-specific DNA binding
Source: RefSeq, a predicted model, not a curated record
GCAGUGCCAGUGUCCAGCGCGCUGAGAGCCCGCACUUUGCUAGGCCACCUACUUAGACUUCUACUGGCUGCACGCUGCAUAGGAAGGACUCCGGGAGAACCUGAAGCUGCGCAAUGGAGACAGUGACCUUUGAGGAUGUGGCUGUGAACUUCACCAUGGAGGAGUGGGCUUUGCUGAAUCCAUCCCAAAAGAGGCUCUACAGAGAUGUGAUGAAAGAAACUUUUGGGAACAUCACUGCUAUAGGAAGAGUCUUGGAUAACCAGGAAGUUGAAGAGUACAAAAAUUACUGCAGAAGUCUAAGAAAUGAAGAGGUUGAGAAAUGCUAUCAAAAUAAGGGUUGGAAUCAAUAUGAAGAAAUAUUCCUUUGGACUCCAGAUGCUACUGUGGACAUGAAACAAGCUGGUUUAAAACCAGCUGAAGGACUUGCUGGUGGAAAGCCCCUAAUUGGGCCUUUUUCACAAAAUGUGCCCAUCAUAGCUGACACUGAACUGAACACAUCUGAGUAUUUGGGAUCAGAAGAGAAUCUGUGUAAGUGUAAUGAACAUGUAAGGCCCUGUGAUUUCCAGUCCUUUCAGACAGAUGCAAACACUAAGACUGGAAAAAAAAACAAUGAAUAUGAUCUUUGUGGGAAAUCUUACACUGAUAGUGAAAGAACUUACCUUUCAGAGAACACUUUUGUAUGUAAGGAAAAUUUAAAAGCCUCCAGGAAACCAAAUCAUGAAAGAAUUCACACUGUGGAGAAACUCUAUAUAUGUAAGCAUUGUGGCAAAGCUUUUGGUACACAAAAUUAUUGUAAAAUUCAUGAAAGAACUCAAAGUGAGGAGAAGCUCUAUGUAUGUAAGCAGUGUGGGAAAGCUUUUAGUACACAAGGUACUUGUCAAAGACAUGAAAGGACUCACAUUGGGGAGAAACCCUAUCUAUGUAAGCACUGUGGAAAAGCUUUCAACAGGCACAGUGAUUAUAAAAUACAUGAAAGAAUUCACACUGGAGAGAAACCCUAUGUAUGUAAGCAAUGUGGGAAAGCUUUCAGUAGGCACAGUGAAUGUAAAAUACAUGAACGAAUUCACACGGGGGAGAAACCCUAUGUAUGUAAGCAAUGUGGGAAAGGUUUCAGCAGGCACAGUGAAUGUAAAAUACAUGAACGAAUUCACACUGGGGAGAAACCCUAUGCAUGUAAGCAAUGUGGGAAAGCUUUCAGGAGGCAUAGUCAGUGUAAAAUACAUGAACGGAUUCACACGGGGGAGAAGCCCUAUGUAUGUAAGCAAUGUGGGAAAGCUUUCAGCAUGUGUAAUAUAUGUCGAAGACAUGAAAGAAUUCACACUAGAGAGAAACCCUAUGUAUGUAAGCAAUGUGGGAAAGCUUUUAGUACACAAGAGCAUUGUAAAAUACAUGAAAGAAUUCAUACUGGGGAGAAACCCUAUAUGUGUGAGCAAUGUGGGAAAGCUUUUAGUACACAACGCUAUUGUAAACUACAUGAAAGAACUCACACUGGGGAAAAACUGUAUGUGUGUAAGCAAUGUGGGAAAUCUUUUACCACACAGCGUUAUUGCAAAAUACAUGAAAGAAAUCACACUGGGGAGAAACCUUAUGUAUGUAAACAUUGUGGGAAAGCUUUUAGUACACAAGAGCAUUGUAAAAUACAUGAAAGAAUUCACACUGGAGAGAAACCUUAUCUGUGUAAACAAUGUGGGAAAGCUUUUAGUACACAACGCUAUUGUAGACUACAUGAAAGAACUCACACUGAGGAAAAGCUGUAUGUGUGUCAGCAAUGUGGGAAAGCUUUUGCCACACAGCGUUAUUGUAAAAUACAUGAAAGAACUCACACUGGGGAGAAACCCUAUGUAUGUAAGCAUUGUGGAAAAGCUUUUAGUACACAAGAGCAUUGUAAAAUACAUGAAAGAAUUCACACUGGAGAGAAACCCUAUGUAUGUAAGCAUUGUGGGAAAGCUUUCAGUACACACGAACAUUGUAAAAUACAUGAAAGAAUUCAUACUGGAGAGAAACCCUAUGUGUGUAAACAGUGUGGAAAAGCUUUUAGUUCACAACGCUAUUGUAAACUACAUGAAAGAACUCACACUGGGGAAAAACUGUAUGUGUGUAAGCAAUGUGGGAAAGCUUUUGCCACACAGAGUUAUUGUAAAAUACAUGAAAGAAUUCACACUGGGGAGAAACCCUACGUAUGUAAGCAUUGUGGCAAAGCUUUUAGUAUAAAAAAUUAUUGUAAUAUACAUGAAAGAAUUCACACUGGGGAGAAACCCUAUGUAUGUAAGCAUUGUGGGAAAGCUUUCAGUACACAAAAUUAUUGUAAAAUACAUGAAAGAAUUCACACUGGGGAAAAACCCUAUGUAUGUAAGCAUUGUGGGAAAGCUUUCAGUAGGCACAGUAAAUGUAAUAUACAUGAAAGAAUUCACACUGGAGAGAAACCCUAUGUAUGUAAGUAUUGUGGGAAAGCUUUUAGUACACAAAAUUAUUGUAAAAUACAUGAAAGAAUUCACACUGGGGAGAAACCUUAUGUAUGUAAGCAUUGUGGGAAAGCUUUCAGGAGGUACAGUAAAUGUAAUACACAUGAAAGAAUUCACACUGGGGAGAAACCCUAUUUAUGUAAGCAUUGUGGGAAAGCUUUCAGGAGGCACAGUAAACGUAAUAUACAUGAAAGAAUUCACACUGGAGAGAAGCCCUAUGUAUGUAAGCAAUGUGGGAAAGCUUUCAACAGGCCCAGUGAAUAUAAAAUACAUGAAAGAAUUCACACUGGAGAAAAACCCUAUAUAUGUAAGCAAUGUGGGAGAGCUUUUAGUACACCAGGUUCUUGUAAAAGACAUGAGAGAACUCAGUGGGGAGGAACCCUAUGUAUGUAAGCAAUGUACAAUUUUCAGUA